Messenger RNA from Phyllopteryx taeniolatus (common seadragon), 3826 nucleotides. RefSeq names its product polymerase (DNA directed), mu (gene polm). The transcript has 3 exons. Gene Ontology annotation, cellular component: nucleus. Gene Ontology annotation, biological process: double-strand break repair via nonhomologous end joining. Gene Ontology annotation, molecular function: DNA-directed DNA polymerase activity; DNA binding. Lineage: Eukaryota; Metazoa; Chordata; Actinopteri; Syngnathiformes; Syngnathidae. The annotation marks the transcript as partial. The record is from RefSeq and is a predicted model, not a curated record.
CAUCAUAACAACGUAGCGUCUGUCGAGCGGAGACGAGGCAGCGACAUUGUCGAUGCCCGUCUACGCCUGUCAGAGGAGGACUGCCGCAACGCCGUCUUCCCACUUCCCACUCCGCCCCGAGCUCGUGCGGUGGUGAGCCGAGCGGUCUCUCCGUUCAGCCGGUUCGCCCCGCUGCGGUGGACGGGCUCCGAGUUGUCUGAACGAGAGCUGCGACGCUGGACGACCCACGGGAAGAACAUGUCGCUGAGCGGUCACGCCUCGUACGACAACAAACGGUGGGAAUACCCGAAAGCUGCGACGGAGGAGGACAUAUUUGCUCAUCUCUCCCUGGAGUACGUCCCACCUUGGGAGAGGAACGCCUGAAUGACGAUACCGCACCGCCGAGACCGUCUUCUGCGCAGGUCGGUAACGUCCGACCGCCCUUGUCCAAAGGUGCCGUACGGUCGAGGGAAGACGUCGUCCUGAUAAACGUGAAGAGCGUGUCCGUGAUUUGUCACGUGUGGUCGUUACAGUCUGCUUGCAUCGGGCCGAGUGGGGCAGUGAGCCACCAAAUCAGAUGAAGCUGUCGCAAACUGUCGCAUUUUGACUGCGAGAAUAUGACCCUGGGCGUAACUCUUGGAGGAGCUUUUAGUAUUUGGACAGUUUUUGCCUUCAUUUUGUUUUGUUCCAAGUGCAUCAGUAGGUUAAAGGUUAAAUGAUCCUGAGAGUCCUACCCUGUGAGCAAGGUCUUCUUAUAGCACUGAUAAAUGACGCCACAACUACAUUUGGACGUUGGAGUUCCAGUGGUCCUGAGACUGCGAUGUUCCUGCUAAAGUAAAGUUCAAUUCCUGUGGCUGAAAUGCACCAGUAAUUCCUGGAAGGAAAAGAUUACAGAACCAAGAAAAUUCUGGCACACAACUUCUUAUGGCACCAAAAAUAAUUCAAUACGUUAAAGAAAUAAAUUCUCCACAAGUUCCUAGUUACAGAAAGGGGGUGGGCGGGGCUGAAACCAGACCUAAAAGGCUCCAGGACCCUCUUAUAGUAGUAUCCUUGUCUUAUUUUGGCACAGAUAAAUAUUAGAAUCAAAUAGUUCCAGUGGUCCAAACACUAAAAUAGGCCUCCAAAAGUUCCCCGGUCCGGGUUCAAGUUCAUUCCUGUGGCUGAAAUGCACUAGUAGUUCCCGGAACUAAAAGGUCGCCGGACCGAGAGUAUUGCCUUCGUCGUCUUUGAAAGUAUUUGCCCCCACUUCCGUAUCCAAAUUUGAACAAUUGUUCCAGUGGUCUAAGCACAAAGUGAAAUGGUCCUCCAAAAGUUGCUCAUCACGAGGAACGCUUCCAAUCAGUAAAAAGUUCCAGGAGCUUUUGGUAGCACCCCCCCCCCCCCCCGUCCUCUUUGGCACCGAUAAAUAACCACAUUUGGACAAUCAGUUCAAAACACAAAAUCAAAUAGUCCUCCAAAAGUUCCUGGCGCUGAAUGUGAAGUGUCAGUCGUUUGCGUGGCCUGCUGUUAACGGCCUCAUUAACCUCAAAAUGGCAGCCUCGCAUCAAAGCGGCGUCGCGCCUCACACGCCCUCGACCUUUUCUGCGUCUUUUUGAAAUAUUUCAGACACAACAUAUACUCGUCACGUAAAAAAAAAACGACAACAAAAACAGAUGCCGCCUUUCCCCGCAGACGAGACGGCGACUUCCUCUGUCGAGCCAUCGUCUCGGCUUUUCACACCGACGCGAGCGAUGCGCAGACGGCCCGCGGAGACCGUCUGUCUGCGUGUGUGCGACUUCACACGCCGCCACACCCGCGCCGCGUUUCGCUGGCGGGCUCGAUGUUAGCAUCGCCGACUCCCGAUCGCGCUCCCGAUGAUCCCCGAAUCAAACGUGACGCAGUCAAAAGCAUUUUUGCUUCAGCAAAGCUUUUAACUUUGCUUUUAAGCCUCCUUUGAUGUUUUGUUAAUGCUUUGAAAUGCUAGAAAUUUUUUUUUUUACAAAUGUUACAAAAAAAAUGGGAUGAAGCUUUGACUUUCCUAAAUUUUAAUACAUCUUGUAUACUUAUUGUCACAAGAAAUGUUUUCUGUAUUUAUUAUAUAUAUUAUUAUUUUUUUAUGUAUGAUUUAUUUUAUUAUUCAAUAUUAUUAUACUUAUAUAUUAUAUUUUCUAUAUUCUUAUGAGCAUUUUGAUGGUGAACAGAAGAUGGUUGAAACGCGCAAAUGCGGUUGAAAUUGCCCCUAAAUUGCCCCUUCCUCACCACAACCUGCGACUGCAUAAUUAAGUUGGAUUUAAGUGCAAAUAAAUGAUCAUUUCCAGAAAAAACAAAAGUAUUUUCACAUUGGAAUUAAAAAUAACAAUAAAACAAUGUAAAGAAUAUUUACGAUAAAGCUUGCUUUGCUUCUUAUUUUCAGUAUGUUUUUAAAAUAUAUUUAGAUUUUGUAUGGUUUUUCAUAUGUUUAUAGGAUAUAAUUGUUGAAAAUGUUACACAGUCCACUCAUUCGCAUUUUGACACACAUGCGCACAAUUUUCUAAUGUUCCCUCCCAAAGUAUAUUUCUUAUUAAAAACAACAACAAAAAACAAUUCUGUAAGAAAGAAACAAAUGAUCUUGUUUAAACCAGUUGGUCCCUUUUCCCAGUUUUACUUCGUUUGUUGUCAGAAGUGGUUUUCCUCAUAUGAAGCUUGUCUUCAUUACUCCAUGAAAAUGGCUCAUUUCAUAUAUUUGGGUUAAUAACAAGAUAAGAAGAAUAUUGGGAUUUUUACAUUUCGGAGACUUUUGGAUAAUUAAACACACACCCGGCCGGGCUCAAAUUGACGGCGUAAGAUUAUUGCUGCUUCCCCGAAACAACAGAAGAUGCUCACGAGGUUCAAAGCUUUUUAUAGCGACAUCAAAUCCUCGUUUACUUGUGACGAUGUCACUUUUAGUUGGGCUAACGUAAAUGAACCCUCUAUUUAUGUUGCCGGCCAACAUCAAAAUAAAUAUACGCGAUAUUGACGCUCACGCUUUGCUUUUUUUUUUUUUUUUUUUUUUUUUUUUUUUUUUUUUUUUUUUUUUAUCAUCCAACUCAAACUCGUGUCAGCUUAACCACACCCACGAAGCUCAAGUGUGUAAGUGUGUGCGCGAGCGUGAGAGAGGGGAUGUCGGGAGUGUCCGGGGGGGAGGGGGGGGCCGAGGCGUGUUUGCGUCCGUAACGGAGUAGCGAGCAGGCCCGGUGAAGAGAUGAAAGGGCCCGAAUGGAGCCCACCAAAGGGCGGCUCGGGGGGGGGGGGGGGGGGGGGUGGCUAAUUUGCUCCCACGGACGUACGCCGCAACGGAGACCAAAAGCACAGACGAAACGUGAGAAAUGGCAACAUUUAAAGGGCCAGAACACCCAAAAGAACGAAACCAUUUGGAAGAGUCCGCUCCGUCGUCGUGAAGCGCGACGCCGAUAAAAUGUGGCCCGCGGUUUCUUUUUAUGACGAGAAAGACAAAAGUGCGUGACAGUAAAUCCGAACGGCUUCGUAAAAAUGGCGAGCGCUGCGCAAUUGACGUCCUACAACUGUACGGCUACUAGCGCAUAAGUGAUCCCAACUACUCAUUCGAGCCGUUACACUCGUCUUUAUACGAUCGUAAUAACGGUAAAGACGUGCUAUAGUUGCACUUUCACAAAUUCAUAUCGCAGAAAAAAACACAUUCAUUUUGUUGUCUGCUAUCGUGGGGUUGCAAAAUGGCCGCCUCAUCCUGGCACUUCAGGGCGCAGAUCUCUCUGGUGUAUUGCCGCAACGUCACGAGGCUCGAGAAAAAGUUUGUAAAAGACGUAUAAAAAAAAAAAAAACUCUUUGGACGCUAACAUGCAUUUGUGUUCAUUUUCAUGGAAAAGGACAAAAA